Candidula unifasciata is the source of this 681-nucleotide messenger RNA. The record is from the annotation of a GenBank genome assembly. Lineage: Eukaryota; Metazoa; Mollusca; Gastropoda; Stylommatophora; Geomitridae.
AUGAAUCUCUCUGAUCCAAGCCUUCCAAAAUUACCACCACGACCCGGAGAGAGAUCUUUGAAACCUCAAGAUUCAAAAAGCAACUUGAAUGAUAGUAAAAAUUUGGGCUCCGUAUCUUCAGAAUCGAACACCCACCUACAAGAUACUAAGGUACAUCCAGAUGCAUCUGGCCAGCAUUUGAACAAGAAAUCAAGGGUUCUGGUUUUUCCCGUCAUGCAUGCAGACAUAAAGAAAACAGCAUUUCAAGCUAGAGCAGAAAAAUUUGAGGCUGUCAUAGGCAAGAAAGUGGCUGAUGAGCAGAAAGCCCAAGAUUCAGCAAUAUAUGACGAUGGUGCAUCUGAAAUGCUCUCCAGCUUUGACUGGUUUCAUGGAGAACUUGACCGAGAAGAAGGUGCACAAAGAGUGAAAAAAUUAUAUGAAAAUGGAGCAUUCCUGAUCCGUGCUAGCAAGUCAGAUGGUUCAAAUAAUUCUCACCCGUAUACUCUGGUAGUAACCUUGGAUCAGAAAGUUUAUAAUUUAAAGAUUAGACUACGCCAUGACAGCCGCUUUGCUAUUGGAACAUACAAAUCUGAUGAAGUGUCUUUUGCAUCAGUGCCUGAAUUGGUAGAACACCACAGGGAGAACAAUAUCAAGCUAGCUGAAGGUGGAACAGUGAAACUUCAUCGUACUCCAAAGAAAUAA